Sardina pilchardus (European sardine) is the source of this 445-nucleotide messenger RNA. RefSeq lists its product as uncharacterized. The coding region runs from base 57 to 320 and encodes 87 amino acids. The transcript has 4 exons. NCBI's taxonomy places the organism in Eukaryota, Metazoa, Chordata, Actinopteri, Clupeiformes, Clupeidae. The record is from RefSeq and is a predicted model, not a curated record.
CCAUUGUGAGCUGAAUCUGCUUCUCUGAAUUGUAUCUCCAGGAGUCAGAAGAAAAUAUGAAAGUAGCCAUCAUAGCUGUGUGCCUCCUUGGCCUCCUUUGCCUCUCCUAUGCAGCUCCUCAUGGUGACGAGCUUGACCGAGAGAAGCGCUCGUCCAGCGGAGAGAACAACGGGGGCUUUGGCUUUGGCCCAUAUCCAUACCCCUUCUUCCCACCAUUCCAGGACCAGAACAAUCAGCUGGAGCCUUUACUGUUCUUCCUGCUGGGACGGCUCCUGACCCCGGCUCCUGCUGCUGCUGCUGCUGCUGGUGGAGGAGGCUAAGUAACAGGACCUGCAUGCUGCCAGGGAUACAAGGCAACCUCUCAUCCAGCAGCAGCGCUAACUAACUGCAUUUCUAUUUGUCUGUCACAUCACUGAAGACACUAUUUCCAUAUCCGUUUACAUUU